AUGUUAAGACGUCGUCUCACACUAACUGUGACCGCGAUCAGCCUCCCAGUUAGUGUGAGAUGUCCAGCACCUCACCCGCAUGAGAGUCGACUCUGUGCGGGCUUCAACCGCCUGAGGAUGCUGUCGAGCGGGAAUGGGCCGGUGGCGUUCGUGGAGUUCGCGACUACAAGGGACGCGGCCGCAGCCCGAGCGUCCCUCCAAGGCGCCCUCCUCCUCAGCUCGGAGACAGCCCUCCAGCUGGAGUACGCGCGCCACAAGUCUCCGCACACCUGGAUACUAGCAUAUGAAGUAUGCACGAUACCUCACGGAUUCAUAUAA
Molecule: messenger RNA, 318 nt
Organism: Danaus chrysippus (African queen)
Lineage: Eukaryota; Metazoa; Arthropoda; Insecta; Lepidoptera; Nymphalidae
Source: the annotation of a GenBank genome assembly